GACAAAACCAGGACCCAUCGUAACCCCGAUGCCACGGAACUCUCCGCAGCAUGGACCGUUCUGCUUCAAUUGUGCCGGCGAGGGUCAUUUUGGCCACAGGUGUCCGUUCAAGAGACGCGGCUUUUUCAGCACUCCUUUCAUAGUGUCUUACGCCAUUCCGAGGUGGGACGAACGUGUGGACGAAGACUACGGCCCACACAGAAAGAAGAGGAAACCCGAGAGGUGGCAGAAUCAUUCUUAUAACGUGUCAGCAGAGACUGCUUGGAACGAGCCAGCUGGCAGACGGAGAAAAAAGAAAAAGAAAGGCCCAAAAGGAACUCAAAACGGAGAAGCGGACCGGACGAUAGCCACUCACAAGAACUGCAAACUGUUGCUGAAGCAGAAGAAGAAGAAAGAAGCUACCAUGAAACGGAAACAGAAAAGAAGAGAGAAGCAACAGGCAGCCAAGGCCACGAGGAAGGUGGAGGAACGCAAAGCAAAGGUUACAAAGAAGAACACAAGUAAGAAAGGGAACAGCACAAAGAAGCGUCCAGGAGUUGUGCACCUGCAAUCUGCAAGCUAGCAGGAAUAACUUACAUUUCUAUUUUUCUUGUUUUCCUUUUCAAGCCACAGUUUGUAAUAAAAAUUGGGCCCACGUG
Ornithodoros turicata is the source of this 638-nucleotide messenger RNA. RefSeq names its product zinc finger CCHC domain-containing protein 7-like. NCBI's taxonomy places the organism in Eukaryota, Metazoa, Arthropoda, Arachnida, Ixodida, Argasidae. The record is from RefSeq and is a predicted model, not a curated record. Bases 29 to 562 code for a protein of 177 amino acids. The transcript has 4 exons. Gene Ontology annotation, molecular function: zinc ion binding; nucleic acid binding.